AUGGCGGCGCAUGCUAACGACAGUAUACCGCUACAGGAGGUAGAGGCAGCACCCAGCAGUGAUCUGGGCAUAGAAAAUGGCCACAAACGUUCUGGAGAAUUUAGUGAACAAGUUCAAACCGACAAACUCACCGUCGAAAAUGACAUUGAAUUGGCAACGAUAAAUUCUACGGAGGCUGUUUUGGACACCAAGAAAGACGCUCUUGACGAAGUAAACGGAUCAGCAAAUAAAAUCCUGGAGCAAGAACUUCGGCCGGAUUUGGCUCAGUUUAUGGCAGCUUGUCAGCUGGGUGAUUUGCCAACUAUACAAGAUUUGGUGACCAGCGGGAAGGUUCAAGCGACGGAAACGUUUUCAGACGGGAUCACUGGGCUUCAUUGGGCCGCAAUCAACAAUCGCAUUCAAACCGUCAAGUAUUUGGUGGAACAAAAAGUCAACGUCAAUGCAUUGGGAGGAGAGUUAAGGGCUUCCCCUUUACACUGGGCAUGCAGAAAUGGUCUAGUAUACGUUGUGGACUAUUUGCUUUGCCAUACCGAUGCAGAUCCUGCUCUUCGCGAUGCCCAGUCUUAUAAUGCACUUCAUUUGGCUACCCAUAGUUCCAACAUAACCCUACUCGUUUAUAUGCUUCUUUCUUGCUGUGGACUGGGAAAAAAGUUGUAUGUUGACGAACCCGAUAGCUGCAACAGAACAUGUUUGCAUUGGGCGGCAUAUCAAGGUGAUAUUAUGAGUGUUAAUGCUCUUUUAAGGUUCGGCGCCGAUGCCAGUAAGGUCGACAAUACCUUGUUCCUUCCGCUUCAUUGGGCAUUUAUGAAGGGCUACAAGUCGGUUUUGAAGACAUUGUUGGAAGCAGGCUCGGAUAUCUUUGCCAAAAACGACCAGGGAAAGGACUCGUUUGCUGUGGCCAAAGAUAUGAACUGCUACGAUUUAUGGGUAAAAGUACUCAAGGAAGCCAAUCGCGACCCCAAAAAGGAAUGGGCCAUCAAGUACCGCUGGCUUGAUCCCAGGUUGGCCAAAUUAGUGACGUUUUUUACCCCAUAUGUUGUGUUGCCAAUAGUGUUCGAGAUCUGCUCGUUCCAUAAUGGUUUUGCAAUUCCCAAAUUAUUUUCAUCGGUGAUCCUUUUCGUGGCCAUGUUCUACUUCCUAAGCUACGUCAUUGUUCCCAACUACCUACUUGAAGAUAAGCCGAUUCCCAAGUCGCCAUUUUUAGCGGGCAUUUUUUCAGGUACGGCUUUCUGGUGCAUUAUUGUUUGGAUAACAAAGUUACUUCCCAACAUCUCACUUGCAAAUGUUCUCGUCAACUUGAUUCUCGCGGUGCUCAUUGUUGGAUUUGUCUUUUGUUUCUUCAAGGCAAUGUUCAUAAACCCAGGAUUCGUACCGACUCCCACUGACAAUGAAGUCAUACUCGAACAGGUCAAAGACUUGAUUGACUUGGGAAAAUUCGACACCGACCAUUUCUGCGUGGACACAUUUGUUCGCAAACCAUUACGGUCCAAAUACUCACGAUUCAACAAGCGGUUGGUGGCCAGAUUCGACCACUACUGCCCAUGGAUCUACAAUGACGUUGGGGUAAGAAAUCACAAACUUUUCAUGACUUUUGUCUUUGCAUUGCAUUGGGCUAUAGUACUCUUCACCUACUUGACUAUAGAUCUUUUCAGCACUUUGGAAGAUGCUCCAGGGUAUGAAAGCGACGACGAAUCCAACCAGUGCAGCCUUCUCUCAGACGACUUAUGCUUGGGGUUCAAACAUCACCAUUUCCAUUUCAAUUUGAUGGUUUGGUGCUUAUUGCAAUAUAUCUGGAUUGCGUCCCUCUGCUUGGGGCAAAUGUUCCAGAUUUCGAAAGGUUUAACGACGUGGGAAUUCCGUCUUCUCAACUCACAAAUGGAGAGAACAAGCGCCUACAAUCAUUCCACGGUACCUCCAGACUAUGGUGUGGGAAUUGCUACAGCUUCCAACCAACCAGCCUCACCCACACACAGACAUAAACUGCCUUUUACUACAUGCAUUCAGUUGGUGGGACUCGACCAAUUCUUCAUGACUGCCAAAUUAACAAUCAUGUCUUUCAUCAAUCGCACUUCAAAUGAAGCCUACAAUCCAUUGGAGACGGUAGAUGUUCCUUUUGACCAUGGAAUUAAGCAGAAUUGGCUUGACUUUUGGUUUCUCGGCGAAAUCAAAUUCAGAAGUCUUUUCUUCUUGCCAAUUGAAGGAGAGAACAAUUUGAAUGGCCAAGUGGUGGACUACUAUAAACUUUAUGAGGUGCCGAAACAUGCCCGCGAACUUGUAUAG
Meyerozyma guilliermondii ATCC 6260 is the source of this 2280-nucleotide messenger RNA. It is a transcript of the gene AKR1, whose product is annotated as palmitoyltransferase. Lineage: Eukaryota; Fungi; Ascomycota; Pichiomycetes; Serinales; Debaryomycetaceae. Gene Ontology annotation, biological process: protein palmitoylation. Gene Ontology annotation, molecular function: protein binding; palmitoyltransferase activity. The transcript has a single exon. Bases 1 to 2280 code for a protein of 759 amino acids. Gene Ontology annotation, cellular component: Golgi membrane. The record is from RefSeq and is a predicted model, not a curated record.